Molecule: messenger RNA, 303 nt
Organism: Pocillopora meandrina
Lineage: Eukaryota; Metazoa; Cnidaria; Anthozoa; Scleractinia; Pocilloporidae
Source: the annotation of a GenBank genome assembly
AUGCGUAUCGUUAAUGCAUACGAACUGGCAUCCCGUCGGAUGUUUCUUUUGACCAAGGGAAAAUGGGCAAGAAUUUCGUUUAAUGUCUGGAGAGAGGUCGUUUUUGAACCUUUUCCGCGAUAGUCGAACACCGUUAGAUUCAAUAAGAAACAAACUUGUGACACUAAUUUAUUUUGUCAUUGUUCAAAGCCCGAGUGUUGGGACGACAUGGUACAGUGCGAGGGAUUUAAGACUGCCUCGGAGGACGAGUGGCUCUGCAUUGUCUGCAGAUUGCCAGACUCUAGACGUCUUCGUAAUUGUUAA